CUUGCACCCGGAAAUGGGAAAGUAAACAUCCAGGCUGCGUUAAAGGCUCGAACUUCCAGCGCUCUUGUAGUUUUUUGAGCGUUUAUGUUUAUGUUUUUGUAAUAAUUUCAACCAAGUGGGCCAGUUAAAUUAACAUCCCUCGUGUUUUUUUUAGACCAGUGAGCGUUGGUUCGACGGCUACUCGUGGUCCAAAAAGCAGUUAGCAUCGUCGCUAAUGAUCCAGGAUGUCUACAGACGGGGAUCAGUCUCUGCCUCUGGUCCGCUCCCUCAACACUCGCAUCCCCAUCACUGUUGUCUUCUGUAACCGCAGUGCCCGCCUGGUGCAGCCGCUGUGGAUAGACUUCCGCGGGGAGCCGCGGCCGUACAACGACUUGCAGCCGAGAACCGGACGAAGAGUGACAACUUACGUCGGUCAUCCAUGGAUGUUUAAAGAUGCAGAAAGCGAUGACCUGUUGCGGGUGAAUGGUAAAGAGCUGUUCCUACCUGCUUUAGCAGGUGGUGGAAGCGCUGCGUUUGUAAAUAUCACCUUACCAGUUUACAGCCUCAAGGACCGCGCCCUUCAGGUGAUCCGACGCCUGGUACGACCGGGGGACUACGGCAGCUUGGAAAUAGCGCGGAGUCUCGUCGAGGAGCUGGGGGAUCCGCCCAGUUUGGCGAAGAGUCUACGGCGCUUGAAUCAUCGAGUAGAGCGGCAUUUAAUAGAGAGAAUCCAAGGACACGGGGAGUGAGUCACAGGGAGACUCGCCGACUCUGGAGAAUCGGAGACGCAACGACGCGGCAGAUCAAGACUGAACUGGUCAGCUACAUUUCCUCUCUCUACUUGGAACUGAAUGAGAUCAAUAUGGCUUUUCUAGGCACUCCAAAUUGAUUGUCGACCCUCAGGAAAAUAUCCCUGUAGCCUCUUGAGCGCUGCGUAGUGGCCCGUCAGUACACUUCAAAGUGUAUAUUAUAUACACUGCACACUCAGUUCCUGACGGGGCGUAUUUCGACAGUGCCGUGCUAUUACUGUUGUUGUGCACUUACCGGAAAAUACUUCUUCUCUCCUUUUGAAUUGUGAACUUCAACCACUCGAGUUAGUCCCUCCCCUUCCGCCACUCAGCCGAGAUGGCGACUAUUGAGGGAGGUUAGGCUCCACUCACAAUUUGAGGCGUAUUAAGUACAACAUGCGCGUACUUCCCAGUGUGAACGCACUUAUGCACUCAAAAUGAGACUAAAUUGUGACAGAAUACAUAUUUGUGGUGGGGGAACCUAAAUAAAUAAUGUUUUUCAUGGCAUUUUAAGAGUGUGCGUAGAUGUUCUUAGCUGAUGUAUGUGACAAUGGAACAUAUGUUUUUAGCCACUCGGUAAAUAGAAACUACUGUUUUGUUUUGUUUUGUCUCAUGAAAAAUCUAAAUUUUGACUUUACAGAUAAAACUUACGAAAUUACAUCUGGUUAUUACCUGUGGAAAACGGCUUGCUGGCAAAAAUUUGUACGUAGUUGGUGUAGCGCAUGUCACAUGACCAACGUAAGAUCCGACGAAAACAUCUGGUUUUGCGGGCUAGCAUUAGCUUAUAGCUAUGGAUUGACCUCACUUUGCUUUCAAAGCAUUAGAAGGAAGACUAUUGAAGGAGGUUGAGCUCCACUCACAAUUUGGGGCGUAUUAAGUAGAACAUGCGCUUACUUAUGCACUCAAAAUUAGACUAAAUUGUGACAGAAUACGUAUUUGUGGUGGGGGAACCUAAAUAAAUAGUGUUUUUCAUGGCAUAUUAAAAGUGCAUAGAUGUUCUUAGCUGAUGUAUGUGACAAUGGAACAUAUGUUUUUAGCCACUCUGUAAAUAGAAACUACUGUUUUGUUUUGUUUUUGUCUUAUGAAAAAUCUAAAUUUUGACUUUACAGAUAAAACAUAAGAAAUUAAAUCUGGUUAUUACCUGUGCAAAACGGCUUGCUGGCAAAAAUGUGUACGUAGUUGGUGUAGCGCAUGUCACAUGACCACCGUAAGAUCCGACGAAAACAUCUGGUUUUGCGGGCUAGCAUUAGCUUAUAGCUAUGGAUUGACCUCACUUUGCUUUCAAAGCAUUAGAAGGAAGACUAUUGAAGGAGGUUGGGCUCCACUCACAAUUUGGGGCGUAUUAAGUAGAACAUGCGCAUACUUCCCAGUGUGAACGCACUUAUGCACUCAAAAUGAUACUAAAUUGUGACAGAAUACAUAUUUGUGG
Molecule: messenger RNA, 2196 nt
Organism: Entelurus aequoreus (snake pipefish)
Lineage: Eukaryota; Metazoa; Chordata; Actinopteri; Syngnathiformes; Syngnathidae
Product: von Hippel-Lindau disease tumor suppressor-like
Exons: 3
Coding region: 225-728 (167 amino acids)
Source: RefSeq, a predicted model, not a curated record